AUGAUAUCCAAAAGUUUUGAUAUUCUUGAUAAAUCAAUUGUUUUUUUGUAUUUAUAAGAUAUCAUAAACAAUAAAAUUUGUCUUUCUGUUAAUUUUCUCACAAUAACAAUUUAUCCUUAAUUCUUCACUGUACUUAAAAAAGGAUUUUACUAAUAAUAUAGAAAAUUUCAUUAUAUUUUUCUUUAGAAUCAAAGUAAUCCAGGAACAGAUCCUGUUGUAUUAUAGUUAGGUGGUGGUCCAAGAUGUACUUCAUUAUUAGGAUUAAAUGAAGAGAUUGGACCAUUUGUUAUGGUUGAUGAUGAUAGAGUAUUUAAAAAGAAUCCUUAUUCAUGGAAUAAUCGUUUAAAUUUAUUAUUUAUAGAUUAACCUGCUAGAGUUGGAUUUUCAACUAAUAAUGAUCCAAAUUAUAAAUAUAAUGAUAUAAAUUCUGGUGAGGAUAAUUAUCAAGCAAUUUUAGUUUGGUUUUCUAUAUUUAAAUAAUAUUAAAAAAAUAGAUUUUUUAUUGUAGGAGAAUCAUAUGCAGGUAUAUAUAUAAAUGUAUGUAAUUAUAAUUUAGGAAUGUAUAUUCCAUAUACAGCAAGAAAUCUCAUAAAAAAUUCUACGAAACUCCAUAAUUAAAUACAAAUUGUUUAAUAUUUUCUUUUUCUUCUCUUUAUGA
Messenger RNA from Paramecium sonneborni, 658 nucleotides. The record is from the annotation of a GenBank genome assembly. NCBI's taxonomy places the organism in Eukaryota, Ciliophora, Oligohymenophorea, Peniculida, Parameciidae.